AUGGGCGGCGUUGGCGUCUCCUUUGACGACCCUGACACCGUUGAACACCAGCUCCGAUACGAGUCGCGCCCUUAUUCUUCCGAAUCUCCCGCUCACAGCGGCAGCGGAGGCGGCGGCAGCAGCGGGGGCGGCGGCGGCGAUGGUCGCGAAGAUACCACAGCUUCUCCCCCUGUUCCUUGUGGAGACGUGGGUGGAAGAGCGGAGGCGGGGGCGGCCGUUCCCCACUCCCCGGGCAGAGACAUGAGUGACACCGGCAGCAGCGGCGGCAGCGGCGGCGGCGGGGGCGGCGGGUGCGGCGGAGGGGGCGACGGACAUCUUGGCCCCGCCACGGCCGGCGGGGGGCGGGGUCUCGAUCAUGAGUGCCGCGCGGCGCACGCCAACGGUCACGUCGACGCCGACAACGGCGGCGGCGGCGGCGGCGGCGGCUGUCUUGCCUCUUCUUGGAGACAGCACAGCGGUGGUGACCGCGGUGGCGGUGGCGGCGGCGGGGAGGGUGGCGACAGGGAGAUGGAGACAUCGAAACCAAUUUCGGCAAGCGGGGCGACGGUUCCUCGUGCGCAGACGAUAGAGGGUACACUGGAAUCGAUCGCAUCGGGAAAAAACACAGGGGCGGCCCUGGUUGCGAUGGGAAAGUGGGCCGCCCACCGCCGCCUCCUCAGGCGGCCGCCCGGGGUAGGCGCCGCCGAGCCGCUGUCCCCCCUGUUUGAUUCCGCCGCGCUGCCAGCCGUUUUCGAGAAGCUGCUUCUCCUCGCUUCGGCGACGACAAAAAAGACGUCCGCCGGUGGUGGUAGCGAUGGUGACGUUGGAAGUGGCCAGCAGCAGCAGCAGCGGCAGGGGAAUGAGGAAGGUUUGCUGGGGGAGGCGAGGGCUGGGUUGGACAAUCUGCUGCGCUGGGCGAUGCCCAACCUGGAUGGCGGUACCCCCGACGGUGACAACCCAGGCGCCCAAGCGGUGGUCUGGCACUGCUGGGAGUUGGUAACCUCUGUCCGGCGUUUGUGUUCGCACGGGGACGGGGUUCCCCUGACUCCGGAUGCCGCGCGCCUGCUGUCCCAGAAGCUAGUGGACGAGCUGCGGGCUCACCGGAAGGAAGCCCUUCGGGUGGAGCAGCGAGCCGCCGCCGCCGCUGGCAUGUCCGCGAUGGCAGCGGCGGCCUCGGCUAAAUGCAACGGCAUCGGCGGUGGCGGUGGCGUAUCGGGAAAGCGGGGUCUUCCGAUGGAGGAGCUCUUCCGGCAAAGGGAGUUGAGACUCGAGGCGGCGUCGGCGUUGGGUCAGGUCUGCAUCAUCACUUCCUCGAUGGCGCCCCCUCCGUCUUCAUCACGCCCCCACCCACCGCCCGCCGCGGACAACAAUGACAACAACGGUAACUCUUCUUCCAUGUCGCACCGACAGCGGCAGCAGCCCCCGCCGUCGGAAGAUCCGGAUUUUUCGAGGGCCUUGCUGCGGGCGGCGCACCCUUUCUCCCUCGCUCUGGUUGCAGCGGACGAAGGAGGGGAAGGUGAAGAGGAGGAGGAUUGUGGUGGAGGGGGAGGAGGGGGAGGAGACGGUGACUGUUCUGCGGUUGAGUCGAAACCGUCGUCGGAACGUGUUAGUGACGGUGCUGAUGCUGAUGAUGGUGAUGUUGGUGCUGGUGAUGUUGGUGCUGGUGAUGUUGGUAUUGAUGUUCGUGGCGGUGGCGGUGCGGCGGGGGAGGGGUUGGUGCUGCAACUCUCUCGGGGGAAGGACGAGGUGAACGCGUGCCGCGCUCGUCUGCGGAGCCUCGAGGAGGAUGCGGAGAGGGAGCUCGGGCCCCUUGACGCCGCCGUUGCGGAGAGCGGCGCGAGGCUGGACGUGCUCGCGGAGCAGCGCAGGAAGAUUCAGGAGCAGCUGAGAAUGGCGGAGGAAACAAUCGAAGCUGAGCAGCAGGUGCGCGGGCGGGCGCUUGCCGAAGCGGGGGCGACGCGUGCGAAGUUUGAAGAGCGGAGGGGGGUGGAGGCCGAGCGGCUCAGGAAGUGGGAGGACGCAGUCAGCUAUGCCAGGGAGUGCCAAAACAUCCCGUCCGUCUACUCCAAUCUCCGGAGGUACUUGGAUUCCCAGCUGGCGUCGGCCUUGAACGGCGUGUUUCCGGGGGGGGGCGGGGAGGCGAAGUCUGCGAGCGCCCUGGGGGCUUACACAGAUUCGUUGCAGGCGUACUUUGAGACGGAGGCGGAGUGCGUCCGGCGACUGCGCGAGCGUGCGAGGGCGGACGAGGCCGAGGUGGCGGCCGUAGAGAAGGAGCUGGUCGAGUACGAGGGGCUCGACAUGCCCACCCUGACGACGGGACUCCGCGCCAGGAUGCAGCAGCUGCGCAACGAAGUAGCCGAGGACCGGGAGGCCGAGCAUGCCAUCAUGUCCCAGGCCAGGCACCAGUUCACGGUCCUCGAGAGUACCCUCUCUGCCUACGACAGCACCCGCACCACGGGGUGCUUAGUUAGCGCCGCUGAAGGUUGCGGCGGCGGCGGGGACGGAGGCGUGGGUGGCGUCGCAGCGGGUAUCGGUAGCGGUACCGCUGGGCUGGACUAUCCCCGGCCUCCGGAUGUGUCUGCGGCGACAGUGAAGAAGAUCCCCGGCACCAGCGCAGCUGCUUCUGCUGCUGGUGGUGUUUCUGGUGCUAACGGUAGAGUCGGCGCCGGCAGCCUAGAGGGAUCUGCUGCGGCUGCAGGCCUGGCCAGGGUGAGGGAGCUAUUCGCGCUGCUCGAGGUCGUCGGCAGCGGGGAGGAGGAGCCGCUCGCCGUCGGCGGCGGUGGCCAAAGCGGCGGCGAUGAAACCAAGACGGCGGCGGAGGCCCUCGCAGGGGCGGACGGCAACAACAACAACAACAACAACAACAACAACAACAGCCGGACCUUUGGUGAAGCGGCAGGAGGGGCAGCGCUACCGCCAGCGGGUACGAGGGACUCCCGUGCCCAAUCCAGCGGAGUUGCUGCGACGCCGUUUGGCCAGGCGGGGGAACUGGAGGACCACCAAGGGCCCAACCGACGGCAGGGCAACAGUCACGGCAACGGCGGCAGGCCGCGAAACCCGGCCCCGUCGAGGAUCCGAGGAGGCGUUCGCCUUCCCUCGCCGUCGCGGGGUGGAGGGAAUUCGCUCCAAGGCCGGCUCAACUGGCUUGACAACGGCGGACCUAGCGCCAGCGGGACAGACAGAAGCAGCACCGCCCGUGCCCCGGAGGGCGCCGCCAACAACAACAACAACAACAACGACGCCGGCUCGAAGACCAAGGCGGUGUCGGUCUCGGCGGCGGCCUCGCGCGGCGGCGGUAGAGGCGGCAAUCGUAGCAGCGCGAGCGGGGGGCGUGGACGCCGAGGGGAGCAGGCCAGCAGCAGCAGCAACCAACGCGUGGGCUCGCCCGCCGACAUGCAGGAUCGUGGCAAGCGCAACCAGGCGGCCGCCCGGGUGCGGAACGCCGCCGGGGGCGGGGACCGCAGCAGGAGCAGCAGCGGCAGCGGCGGCGCCGCCAAAGCGCCGCCGCCUAGAAGCGGGAGCGGCGGCAGCAGGAACUCGACGCCACCGCCGCCAAAGCUUGGAAGAGGAGGAGGAGGAGGAGGAGGAGGAGGAGGAGCAGGAGGAGCAGGAGGAGGAGCAGCCCCCCCUCCCUUCUCGACCGCUGCCUCGGUUGCAGCCGUCGUGGCUUCCAAGGGUAUCGCAGGCGGGUCGAGGGCGAGUCGGCAGAAGGCUUCUUCGCCGGCGGUGCAGGCUCAGGGUGGGGCGAAGCGGCCGGGAAGAGGCGACGGCGACGGUGGCAGCAGCGCCCCCGCUGAGAAACGCUCCGGCGCGCCGCCUGGCAGUGGUGGUGACCGCUCCGUUGCUCCUGCCGGGGAGGGAGGAGGAGGGAGAGGCGGUUCGGGUGGGCAGGGCGGUGAAGACGCGGCGGAUAGGGCGCGGAAGGAGAAUGGUGGUGGUGGUUCAAAGGGUGACGGACGCGGGAACCACAAGAAGGGGCGCGCGUCGGCCAGGGGCAGCAAAGGGGGAAACGCGGGGAAGCCGUCGAAGCCGCCGGAGGAAACCACGAGCCCGGACGCUGCCUCCCACUGAUGCGCGCGUGCGAGGGAGAGAGAGACGACGAGGAACAUGGAACAUAGUCUAUAGAGAAUAUCGUGCAUCUGGUUCACCCAUCGAAAAGAAGCAUGUCCUU
This is a messenger RNA of Ectocarpus sp. CCAP 1310/34, 4150 nucleotides long. Lineage: Eukaryota; Phaeophyceae; Ectocarpales; Ectocarpaceae. The record is from the annotation of a GenBank genome assembly.